Molecule: messenger RNA, 510 nt
Organism: Linum trigynum
Lineage: Eukaryota; Viridiplantae; Streptophyta; Magnoliopsida; Malpighiales; Linaceae
Source: the annotation of a GenBank genome assembly
AUGGCACGUAUAGCGGCGGAUCAGGUGGUGGAAUUCACGCUCAAAGAGGAUGGGGGAUCGAAUCCUCAUGAUGUUCCGCAGGAAUUGGUGGAUGAGGAGGUUGUACCCUCUCAAAAUCAUGAGGGCCAACAGCAGGUCAUCGAUUCAGAGGAUGAUCAGUCGAAUGACGAUCACCUUCCAUUUGAGAUCAAGAGAAGGUCACCAGGUGGGGUCUCCAUGGAGACUCGAAAAGGCUUGACUGGACGUGUUCACCGCGUGGUUGAGGCAUUUGAAGCUGGAUUGGUCUUUGCUCAAGCGGAGGAGAUACCUCUUGAUGGGCCUCGCUCGACUCUCAAUGAAUAUGGGACUAAUCUCAUGGACCCACCAGUGGAGAACAGAAAGCGUGUGCUCGAGGAGUUGGAUGGGGAGGUGGGUGAUCCCCCUACCCCGAAGAAGCAAUUUGUGGAAUCAUCUGAUGAUCUGGAAAAGGUGGAGAAAGCCAGCCUCGAGUGGCCCCAAGGUGAUAAAUGA